CGCUGGUCACCCCAGGCUCUGCAGGGAGAAGUGCGGUUAGAGUAGCCGGGGCCCCGGAGACCGGGGUUUAGGGGCCUCGGAGAGGAUGGAUUAAGGAAGGGCCACUCUCCUCAUCCCUAUCAACCUGACCUCCCCUACCCUGCCCCUCACUGUGAGUGUGAGAGUGAGUGAGCAUUGAGUGAGUGAGUGAGUGAGCAUUGUGCAGUGUGUCCCUGGCUGUGUGUGUAUACUGUGUGUGUGUGUGUAUGCUGUGUACACAGUGUGUGGAUGCCUGGCUGGAUAGUGGGUGUAUAUAGUGGGUAUAUAUAGUGUGCCAGCAUUGCUUUAUAUCUCAAUCACGUGCUUAUCAAUAUUGUCUGCCCUGAGCCCAUGGAUGAGCAGAUUAUCCCCAUGUAGGUAUGUGCUGUGUGUGCAUGUUCAGUGUGACAUGGGCAGGGUGUGAAUGCAUUGCUAUUCCAUAUACUCAUUCAUGGAUGUGCAUUUCAAUGUAGUUUUGGUGCUAAUACACCAUGCAGUGUGACUGCCUCUAUCUGAUUGGACCAAUUUUUUGGUUUACUGAAUAAUUUGACCUUACAUCAAUACAUUACUUCCUUAGUGCUUGCUAUCCUUUUUUUUUUUUUCCCCCUAUUGUUGUUUCCCACCAUCCCGCCCUUCUCCAUUCUUCUCUCCUGUACCUCUUCUUUUUCUUUUCUUUUUUUGCCUUCUCUACCUAACCCCUCACUCCUGCCUUCGCCUUGGAUACAUGAAGCGGUGUAAGUCGGACGAAUUGCACCCAGACGAGGUGGGUGCACAUGAUGUUCCUCAACAAUCCACGACUAUGGAUGUGCGAGUUACAGAUAUCCCAGUAUCUGGGGAUGUGGGGUCUACUGGGGCAGCUAUCAGCCAGGCGCCACUGGCCUUCACCAGGAGCAAGCCACCGGACCUUAAGAAGAUCCAGCAACUCUCUGAAGGUUCUAUGUUUGGACAUGGAUUGAAGCAUCUCUUUCACAGUCGUAGACGAUCCCGGGAGCGAGAUCAUCAGACCUCAUCAGAACCUCAGGCCCUCUGUUCAACCCCAGGCCCUUCAACCCCUCAAGCUCCCACAUCUGCUCCCCUAUCCUCCUCUGAUCACGACUCUGCUGAUGAAAAGGAGCGGUCUCCAGAAAUGCACAGGGUAUCUUAUGCCGUCUCCUUACAUGACCUACCUGCUCGCCCCACUGCCUUUAACCGUGUACUGCAACAAAUACGCUCUCGUCCCUCAGUCAAGAGAGGAUCUGGUCAACAUGGGGGUGGCCGGCGGAGCAAAAGUGGGCCAGGGGAAACAGCCCACCAUCAACAUCAUCAAUCAAUGCGAGGAGGAAGCCCUCACCUUCCACGCCGCCCUUCCCCAUUAGAUACAGGACUGGCUGCAGUGUUGCACCACCACCAAGGCAGACCUCGUUCUUCAUCGACUACUGAUGCUGCAUUACUGUCUGCUGGAGAUUCAAGCGGAACUGGAGGACUGUUGCAUGAGGAGCAGGACAGAACAACAGAGAAGCAAGUGGACAAGGGGGACCUGAGUACCUUGAACCUUCCUCCCAGUGUAGCUCAUGGCGGUUCAGAGGGAAACAUCAGCCUGGAAGCUCCAGAGGGUGCACCGGACCCUCAACGCACCAAAGCAGCAAUGGACCAUCUUCACCAGAAGAUCCUCAAAAUUACAGAACAAAUAAAGAUAGAGCAAGAGGCUCGGGACGAUAAUGUGGCAGAGUAUCUGAAACUGGCUAACAAUGCAGACCGACAACAGGCCUCCCGUAUUAAACAGGUUUUUGAGAAGAAGAACCAAAAAUCUGCUCAGACCAUUGCUCAGUUAUACAAGAAGUUGGAGCAUUAUCACAAGAAGUUGAAGGAAAUUGAGCAGAAUGGAAUCUCCCGGCAGCCCAAGGAUGUCUUGAGGGACAUGCAGCAGGGACUGAAAGAUGUGGGAGCUAAUGUACGAGCAGGCAUCAGUGGAUUCGGCGGAGGGGUUGUAGAGGGAGUUAAAGGAGGAUUAUCUGGUUUAUCUCAGGUGACACAUACUGCAGUGGUCUCAAAGCCCCGGGAGUUUGCUAGUCUCAUUCGUAACAAAUUUGGAAGUGCAGACAAUAUCCCUCACUUAAAGGAUGGACUAGAAGAAGAUGGUGAGGGACAAGGCGCUGCUAGAGCACUAAGUGGAAGUGCCACUCUUGCACCAAGCCCUAAGUAUGGAAGUGAUGAUGAGUGUUCCAGUGCUACCUCUGGGUCAGCUGGGGCAGGGAGUAACUCUGGGGCAGGACCAGUCGGGCUUGGCAGCCCUAGGUCUAACACUCUGGAUGGACAUCACCACGGACAUCAUGGGGGAUUUGAUGCUAUUCUAGAGGAGCUGUGUGAGAUUAAAGACGGUCAGAGCCACCUGGAAGAUACAAUGGAAGAUUUGAAAUCUCAGCUACAGCGAGAUUAUAGCUACAUGACACAGUGUCUCCAGGAAGAGCGCUACAGGUAUGAGCGAUUGGAAGAGCAGCUUAAUGACCUGACUGAGCUUCACCAGAAUGAGAUGACCCUUCUGAAGCAGGAGUUGGCUAGCAUGGAAGAAAAAGUUGCAUAUCAAUCAUAUGAGCGGGCCAGGGACAUACAGGAAGCUGUUGAGUCGUGCCUCACCAGGAUCACUAAGCUGGAAUUACAACAGCAGCAACAGCAAGUUGUCCAGCUGGAGGGGGUAGAAAACGCCAAUGCCCGAGCACUGCUGGGCAAGUUCAUCAACGUGCUGCUGGCCUUGAUGGCUGUGCUGUUAGUGUUCGUGUCUACGGCAGCCAGUUUUAUCACACCGCUGGUCAAAACACGUGUACGCCUUCUUUCCUCCCUUCUUUUCGUCCUCUCCCUUCUCACACUAUGGAGAAACUGGGACUGUGUUUCUUACUGCCUGGAACAUGUUCUCCUACCAAGCUGAGUCCCUCAUACCACCCCUUCUAAUGACUCAAUUCUGCAUCCAUAUCCCACUUACCCCACAUUAACGGGGUGAGAGACAUUGGGGAAGUGCUGGUUAGCACACUUAAAAUAUAUAUAUCUAUAUCUAUUGGCAUAUACUUAUAGAUAUAUAUAUAGAUAGAUCUAUUUAUGCAUAUAUUGAUGAACCUAUAUAGAGCGUCUUGUUACUAUAGGGGGCACUAAUUGUCUAACGUGCUCCCAACUGAAGAAAGAAGGAGCCUACAGAGCAAUGUGGAUAUUAGUUAUAGACUAAUGCUCUGAAUAAAGUGAAAUGACAUAGCAACCGUAGAAUGGGUAAUACUUAUGUGUAUUAUGUAGGUGUCGACACAGUGUAAAGGUCUGUAUUAGGGGGAGAGAUACAGUGGAGUAGCCUGAAUUACAAUAUCUACUAUUCCUCUAAGAAUGGAAAAAAGUAUAAUGCCGUGCUUCAAAGAAAAUCGUUUUCUGAGUAUGCCAUACAAAGUAUUAUGGGAAGCAAGGCUUUGCACAUUUUGAGUCAGCUGCAUGGAUUGACAGACUCAGAAAAACCCCAAAAUCCACCUUCUGUCUUUUAUAUGACUCAAAAAGAUUACAUUGCAACCUACCCUUAAGCUACAGACGUUAAGAGGAUAAAGAUGUCCUGUAAUGAGGAGGGUUUGGGGAGCUGAGGAUUGUUGGGGGAUAUAGCUCUAGCAAUCAGAACAGCUUCUCUUUUCUGACCGUGUGCAUUUUUACUCCGUAUGGUAAGCUAAUGAAUUUAUUACUCACAUAAAGGCUGCUGGUAAGUAUUCCGUGGCAUGAAGGUGAGCUGAAAGGGAUUUGCAAGUAAAAUGGAGAUGGCAGAACGGUGCUUAUAUUACAAAUGUAAUUAAUUCUAAUUUACAUGCAAUAAAUAUGAGAUGCUUCUGUGUUGGUUAACACGGUGUGGCAUCGCAGGCUAGUUUGCAAAAAAUGGAAUGGCAAGAUGGCGGUCAAACCAUUCCUUUUUCCUGCACUUGUGCUCAAAUUCUUAAAUUUACACUAUUUUUGGAUAGAUAUACGUUAUCUUUCCUUUUUAUUUAUUUAUUUUAUCUAUAGCGCACAUAACUGUGAUCGAAGAAAUGUAUCGAUUUGUACUUGCGUGGUCUGGCAAGUUGGGCAGCCGUUAAUUGAUUCUGACUGCUAUUAAAAAAAAAUCUUGCAGUACUUAAAAUGGUUGUCUUUCCAGAAGGUGAAUAGGCCUUUCAACAUGCACUUUUUAUUAUAUUUUUUUUUUAUAUAUCAUAUAUUAAUAUUUUAAUUACCAGUUGGAUGAUAGGGCAUUCCUGUACCAUCAAAGAAUGAGCAGAGAUUUUAACAGCCCCAAACAUACUGCACUCCAUAUCACAUGCCUGCGUGAAGCUCUUUAAUUUGAUUAGAUUUAUUUUUUCAUCAAUAAAUGUACAUAUGUGGAGAAGUCUCUAUCAAGAAUUGACAUAUACGCAUCAUAUCAUAUGUUAGACUGACAUUGAGCAGUCUGUUCCAUCCUCACGGCUGGUGGGAUUGGUAUUAUGAUCUAUGUAAUACAGCAUUUUGGUGGGAAUGUAACCCACGUUUUCGGAUAUUGGUGACCUCCUGUAUCACAUGGCAAGAUUUCAUUUUCUUGCUUAUGUGCAAAUAAAAUUUACACGUUUGAAAAAAAUAUAUAGAGUUUCUGUUUUGUCUGUUAUCAGUUAGUGAAAGAUUAUAUUAAUACUUCAAGUCAUGGGCAAUAUUCGCUACUUCCUGUUCUGUAAAUGCAACAUUAAAUGAUCUUGUUCUGUUUUUCUGUAAAUUAAGUGCAAUUGUUGAAAAAUACGUUUCAAGGGAAAAUAAUUUCCAUACCUGUAGCCUAAGGAAUAAAUAUCUCUUCAGAUAGUGCCUGUAGUAUUGCUAGUUUAAAGUAAUAUUCUAAGCUCCAAAACAAUUGUAGUUUAAUGAAGCAGUUCUUAGGAGUUACAUUGCUUUGUUUAUGCAGUCCCAGUCACACCUCCCCUGCAUGUGAUCCACACAUUUUCCUUAAACAUUUCCUAUAAAGAGAG
This is a messenger RNA of Pelobates fuscus (common spadefoot toad), 4976 nucleotides long. It is a transcript of the gene TMCC2, whose product is annotated as transmembrane and coiled-coil domain family 2. The record is from RefSeq and is a predicted model, not a curated record. Lineage: Eukaryota; Metazoa; Chordata; Amphibia; Anura; Pelobatidae. Gene Ontology annotation, cellular component: endomembrane system. The transcript has 6 exons. Gene Ontology annotation, biological process: amyloid precursor protein metabolic process. The coding region runs from base 743 to 2920 and encodes 725 amino acids.